Molecule: messenger RNA, 624 nt
Organism: Anastrepha obliqua
Lineage: Eukaryota; Metazoa; Arthropoda; Insecta; Diptera; Tephritidae
Exons: 1
Coding region: 1-624 (207 amino acids)
Source: RefSeq, a predicted model, not a curated record
AUGGCACUGGUGGACGAAACUUCCAACCGCGGCAAACCUGUGCUUGACAAAUGGUCGGAGAUUGAGGCACGGUUGUCUCGCAUAAUCGUCGACCAAGUCAUGGCGAACCCGGAGGGUCAAUCGCCAGGUUUCGACUCGGUGGAAGUGGUUCGCGGUUGCCGGGUAAUCAAAUGUGAUGACCAGUACUCAUUGCAUUUCCUGACAAAAGCGAUUGGCGAAAUUCAGAACAGCUGGGAUGGCUUGAGGCUCAAGCUCAUUCCAGCUAGCGAGAUACCACGAAGGCCGAGGGCUCGCAUCUGGAUACCAAACAUGGAGUUUGAAGCCAAUCAGUCAAUUCCCGUUCUCCAGGCUCACAACCGCGCAGUGCCGAUGGCCGAUUGGUCGAUCAUCAAAGCGGAGGCUCCGCAAAAGCACAACGUGUCGUUCCUCCUUCAAAUUACAGAAGAGAGCCUUGAACCACUGCAAAAAGUGGAAAACAGACUUCGGUUUGGCAUACGGAAGGCCCAGCUGAAGAUAUUCCGUUCUGCGAAUCCGGAGGAGGAGCAGGAUGAGGUUGACGGCACCAGCGAACUGCUGACUGGCAUGCAGUUAAAUGACGCCGAACCUGCGGAAGCAAACCAAUAA